CGCGGGACGGAAGCGAGCGGGCGCGGGCACCGCGCAGAUGGCCGGGGCGAGCGAGAUCUGAGGCUCUGCUCCCCGAAACGUGACCAUGUGGAUUCAACAGCUUUUAGGACUCAGUUCCAUGUUCAUCCGCUGGCCCGGCUGCUCUCUAGGAAGCCAUGCUUGGAUCCUUAUAGCCAUGUUUCAGCUCGCCCUGGAUCUGCCCGCGUGUGAGUCCCUGGGCCCGGGCCCCGAGUUCCGGCUGCUGCCCCGGCUGCCCCACCGGCCGCCCCGCGUGUGGAGUUUUAAGAGCGGACAGCCUGCCCGGGUCCCAGCGCCCGUGUGGAGCCCCCGGCCGCCCCGCUUGGAGCGUGGUCACAGUCACGGGCAGAUGCUGAGUCCCCGGGCCCGACGGGCGCACAGACCCAGGGACCAGGUGGCCGCUCUGGGGCCCAAAGCGGGGCUGGCCAAGCCCCCAGCUGCUGCCAAAUCCAGCCCUUCCCUGGGCUCCUCCUCCUCCUCCUCCUCCUCUGCGGGAGGCAGUGGAGCUCCCACGGACCAGCAGGCCCUCCUGCGGCGGGGGAAGAGGCACCUGCAGGGGCCCGCUUUCAGCAGCUUUGACUUCCGAGGCAGCAGGCCCACCACAGAGACGGAGUUCAUUGCCUGGGGGCCCACGGGGGAGGAGGAGGCCCCGGAAUCCAAUACAUUUCCAGGCGUUUAUGGCCCCACCAAGGUCUCCAUCUUCCAAACGCGGAAGACAGCUGUGGCCACCGCCACCGCCACCGCCACCGCCACCACGGCCACCUCCGUGACACUGCAGACUCAGGGGGUCACCGAGCCCCUGGACCCCAGGAGUGGGAAACCGGUUGGGGUAAGCACAACGGAGCCUUCCACCAGUCCCAGCAGAGACAGUGGCAAAGUCAGCAAGCCCCCGCGGGUUCUGGGGGAGACCUCAGGUUUGGCGGUCCAUCAGAUCAUCACCAUCACCGUCUCCCUCAUCAUGGUCAUAGCUGCUCUGAUUACAACUCUUGUCUUAAAAAACUGCUGCGCCCAGAGCGGGAACCCUCGUAGGAACAGCCACCAGCGGAAGACAAACCAUCAGGAGGAGAGCUGCCAGAACCUGACGGACUUCACGCCCGGCCGGGUGCCCAGCAGCCUGGACAUCUUCACGGCCUAUAACGAGACCCUCCAGUGUUCGCACGAGUGUGUCCGGGCGUCUGUGCCCGUGUACACUGACGAGACGCUGCACCCGGCCGGGGAGUACAAAUCCACGUUUAACGGGAACCGACCCUCUUCUUCUGAUCGGCAUCUUAUUCCUGUGGCCUUUGUGUCUGAGAAAUGGUUUGAAAUCUCCUGCUGACUGGCCGAAGGCUUUUUU
Messenger RNA from Eubalaena glacialis (North Atlantic right whale), 1354 nucleotides. RefSeq names its product adherens junctions associated protein 1 (gene AJAP1). The record is from RefSeq and is a predicted model, not a curated record. The transcript has 5 exons. Gene Ontology annotation, molecular function: beta-catenin binding. Gene Ontology annotation, cellular component: cell-cell contact zone; plasma membrane; cytoplasmic side of plasma membrane. Bases 86 to 1336 code for a protein of 416 amino acids. NCBI's taxonomy places the organism in Eukaryota, Metazoa, Chordata, Mammalia, Artiodactyla, Balaenidae.